Messenger RNA from Notothenia coriiceps (black rockcod), 692 nucleotides. It is a transcript of the gene rcvrn2, whose product is annotated as recoverin 2. NCBI's taxonomy places the organism in Eukaryota, Metazoa, Chordata, Actinopteri, Perciformes, Nototheniidae. The transcript is spliced from 3 exons. Gene Ontology annotation, molecular function: calcium ion binding. The coding region runs from base 1 to 582 and encodes 193 amino acids. The record is from RefSeq and is a predicted model, not a curated record.
AUGGGAAAUUCAACCAGUAGCGCAUUAUCGAAGGAGAUCCUGAAGGACCUGAAGCUCACCACACACUUCGCUGAGGAUGAGAUCUCCCAGUGGUACGAGAACUUUCAGAAGCAGUGCCCGACAGGACGCAUUACACCAGAAGAGUUUGAGCAGAUCUACGCCCGCUUCUUCCCUGACAGCGAUGCAAAGAGCUACGCACGACAUGUGUUUCGCUCCUUUGACACAAACGACGAUGGCACCUUGGACUUCAAGGAGUACAUCAUCGCACUGCACAUGACCUCCACUGGGAAGACGACCAGGAAACUGGAGUGGGCCUUCUCGCUGUUUGACGUGGACAAGAACGGAUACAUCAACAAGACAGAAGUGACGGAGAUCUGCCAGGCCAUAUUUAAGCUGAUCCCAAAGGAGGAGCACGCCAAGCUACCAGAGGAUGAGAACACACCAGAGAAGAGAGCCAACAAGCUGUGGGCUUACUUCGAAAAGAAAGACAACGAGCGACUGGCUGAGGGAGAAUUCAUCAAGGGGGUGAUUGAAAAUGAGAAUGCAAUGCGUCUUAUCCACUAUGAACCACCGAAGGAAUAAAGUCAUAACCAUUUAAUUCCCUCUCGUUAAAGUCUUUCAAACCCUUUUCCUCCUUGCUCUUGGAUCCACUCCACCCCUCUGUGUAAAUGCUCUUCCUGCUAAAUAUUGGU